UGAACAGCAGGUAGGAUCCGUGGCCGUUGCCCCAAGAUGGGAUGCACCAUGAGCGCAGACGAAAGAGAGGCUUUGGCCCAAAGCAAGGCAAUUGACAGAAAUUUGAAAGAGGAUGGUAUGCAAGCAGCGAAAGACAUCAAGUUGUUAUUGUUGGGUGCAGGGGAAUCUGGAAAAAGCACUAUUGUAAAGCAAAUGAAAAUAAUUCACGAUAGCGGGUUUACCCAAGAUGAUUUUAGGCAGUAUAAACCAGUAGUAUACAGUAACACUAUACAGUCCAUUGUUGCUAUACUUCGUGCCAUGCCGAACUUGGGGAUUCCUUUCGAAAAUGGUGCGAGACAGGCUGAUGCUAAAGUGGUACAUGAAAUUGUUUCACGAAUGGAAGAAACAGAAACCUUUUCUAAAGAGCUUACUAGUGCAAUGAAACGACUGUGGGCUGAUAAGGGGGUGCUCAGAUGCUACGGUAGAUCCAACGAAUAUCAGUUGAAUGACAGCGCCAAAUAUUUCUUAGAUGAUCUGGACCGUUUGGGACAGAAAGAUUACUUGCCCUCAGAGCAAGACAUUUUGCGCACACGUGUGAAGACCACUGGAAUAGUCGAGAUUCAUUUUUCCUUCAAGAAUCUCAAUUUCAAGCUUUUUGACGUUGGUGGGCAAAGGUCUGAAAGAAAGAAGUGGAUCCAUUGCUUCGAAGAUGUAACAGCAAUUAUAUUUUGCGCUGCCAUCAGUGAAUAUGAUCAAGUCUUGCAUGAAGAUGAAUCUACGAAUAGGAUGCAUGAGAGUUUGAAGCUGUUUGAUUCCAUCUGCAACAACAAGUGGUUUUCUGAAACAUCUAUCAUUCUCUUUCUAAAUAAAAAAGAUUUAUUCGAGGGGAAAAUAAAUAAAUCCCCUCUCACAAUCUGCUUUCCAGAGUAUACAGGUGCCCAAGAAUACGGAGAAGCAGCGCAGUAUAUCCAGGCCCAAUUCGAAUCGAAGAAUAAAUCCACUACAAAAGAAGUCUAUACUCACAUGACUUGUGCAACUGAUACCACUAACAUUCAAUUUGUAUUUGAUGCCGUAACUGAUCUCAUUAUUGCCAACAAUUUACGUAAUUGCGGUCUCUACUAA
This is a messenger RNA of Uloborus diversus, 1101 nucleotides long. RefSeq names its product guanine nucleotide-binding protein G(o) subunit alpha-like. Gene Ontology annotation, molecular function: G protein-coupled receptor binding; G-protein beta/gamma-subunit complex binding; GTP binding. Gene Ontology annotation, cellular component: heterotrimeric G-protein complex. The transcript has 8 exons. The record is from RefSeq and is a predicted model, not a curated record. Lineage: Eukaryota; Metazoa; Arthropoda; Arachnida; Araneae; Uloboridae. Gene Ontology annotation, biological process: adenylate cyclase-modulating G protein-coupled receptor signaling pathway. The coding region runs from base 37 to 1101 and encodes 354 amino acids.